AUGGCACCCCAGCGCAGAGAUGACCUCAUGGCCUCUAGAGUCAACACAGGAAGCAGUGUUGGAGAUAAGCCCCGCCCCCUGACCCCAGAUGACUUGGCUCUCCAGUGGGGGCCGCUGUCUCGCCCUUUCUCCUCCACCGACCGCAGCAGUUCCCUGGGCUCCAUGGAAAGCCUGGACACGCCCACUCCCACAAUCCGAUCGUACGACUCGCCCGUGGACCCCGCCCUCUUCAACAACAAGCGUGACUCGGCCUACAGCUCCUUCUCCGCCAGCUCCAACACUUCGGACUACGCAACGGUGACCUCGCGCGAAUCCAUGGAAAACCUGCUUCGGAAUAUCGGCGAUGUCGGCCACGGUUUGGAUCAAGGACAAGUUGCCGCCAUGAAGUCCAGAUCGUUGACGAGACAGAGACAGAAACCGGUGGAAAUCAAAGAGCGUCCGUCGUCGUGCUGUUACGAGGAUGAGCGGAAAGUUUGCGAUUUUCUACAAAACGUGAAGGGUUCAUCGCACCAGCAUGAACUCUCUCCUAAAGAGAAGUUUUCCGCCCGGACACAGGAAACCUCCAAACUCGGCAGGAAGUUCAGCCUGACGGAGAGAGACUUCUCACACAGGAGACACGAGUCCGGCCCCGCUGCUCCCGUCUUUGCCCCUCUGCGCUCCAGGGCCAUGUCUGAGUCGGACCUCAGCUUUGGGACCCGGCCCUGGACCCAGACCCUGAGCGGAGUCCGAGAACACGACAGCACAUUCACAGAAACCACAGAGAGACGGAAGAAGCCUCCUCCCAGACCUCCGCCGCCAAAGUGGGAUCAGUUCCACCAGCGGAGGUCCUCGCAUCACAGCUGCUCCGCUGAUCAAAGCCUCUCCGGGGUCUCAAGCAGCCAGACUGCAUUUGAACCGUCCAGACAGCGCUCCUACAGCCUCCCACCUCAGAGACAAGACGUCAGCCACGAAAACAAGUAUUCCAACUGCCCCUGUCACCAAACUCUGCCCCCGAAUGCACAACAUAACCACUGCAGCGUGCCCCAAGAUCCGCCUCAGUCCGACAACUCGCAACACGACCAGAGAAACCAACCCAAAGAUCAAGCAGACGUCCGAAAUGUGCAGUACAGCCUUGCAAACCGGCCUCAGAAGUCAGAAUACAACCACCAAGCCAAAAACUCACUCUACAAUGCCUUCAGCCCAGUGGAGCCGCCCCAGUGGAAGACCGCAGGAAGUUCAGAAGAAGAAGACGAGGAAGAAGAGUUUCCACCGCCUCCGCCUUCGGUAGCAGACGAUCUGGACGAAAGUUUUUCGGAGAUGAUCCACUUCUUAAAUCAAACAAAUGCAGGUCUGACCGACAUUGACGACUUCCCGGAGGAGGAGGACCUAAUCGCGGCCAAUGAGCCAAUAAACUCUCUGAUCAGCUCUGAGCUUGCCUGCCUCGCUCUGCCGGUCACUGUGCUGGAGACAGACCUGGACCUGGCACCCGGCCUGGAUCUGGUACCCGACCACCUGGGCUCCUCUCUGGACCUGGCCCCCAACCUUCUAGGCUCCUCUCUGGACUUGGCCCCCAACCUUCUAGGCUCCUCUCUGGACUUGGCCCCCAACCUUCUAGGCUCCUCUCUGGACCUGGCUCCUGAACCCCUGGGCUCCUCUCUGGGGGAGGAGCGUCCAGAGAGCAGGGGCAGUCUGGAGGAGCUGUUCCCCCAGAGGUGCGAGGGCGAGUGGAGGGGGACCUACGAGAGUGACAGCCUGGACAGACGCUCCGGAGCCAGUUCCAGCUGCUCCUCCUACUACAGCACCUCCACAGCCAAAGCUCUGCUCCUCACACAGAUGAAGGAGGUGACGGAGAGGAGGGAGAGGGAGGAGACCGAGGAGCUGAUGUACAAGAAGCAGCUGAUGGAAAGUCUGAGGAAGAAACUGAGUGUUCUGAGAGAAGCUCAGAGAGGACUUCAGGACGACAUCCGAGCGAACGCACAGCUAGGAGACGAGGUGGAGGCGCUGGUGCUGUGCGUGUGCAAGCCCAACGAGGUGGGAAAGUUCCGCAUGUUGAUCGGGGACCUGGACAAAGUGGUCAGUUUGCUGCUGUCGCUGUCCGGGCGCCUGCUCAGGGUCGAGACCACGCUGGAGACUCUGGACCCGGACCACGAGGAGAAGCUCCCUCUGCAGGAGAAAAAGCGUCAGCUCCUGCGACAGCUCUCUGAAGCUCAGGACUUAAAAGAACACGUGGACCGCAGAGAGCAGGCGGUCAGCAGAGUCCUGGGCCGGAGCCUGACCCCAGAGCAGCACCGGGACUACAGUCACUUUGUGAAGAUGAAGGCCGCUCUACUGGUCGAACAGAAGCAGCUGGAGGACAAGAUCCGUCUGGGGGAGGAGCAGCUCCGGGGGCUACGGGAGAGAUCAUUUUUGGUCCACAUCUUCCACAACUUCAGCACCAGUGACUGUUUAAAGGAGAAGUUGGAUCGGAGCUGUUUGGAGCAUGACGUCAGCUUUGCAGUGGACCGUGUUGACGAAAAUCCAAUAAUCCAAGUCACAAGACGCCACUGGUCCGUCUCCACUUUUAGCGCUGUCGUCCUCAUGGCUGCAGCCUCAGACCUGGAGCGUCUUCAUCCCUCUGAUGAUGAAGACGAUGAUGACGAGCUGGUGGACCUGAGCUCCGCUGAGCUGGACCUGGCCGCAGACGACGUCCCCCCACUGGGUGCAGGAGUCUUGGAGGACCACUUCAGCUCCAGUCCUCGAGGAUCAGGCCAGACCAGGGGCCCCUCCAUGGACCCCCAGGAGCCUCUGCCCGGUGUGGGGACCUACGAGGACUUCAACACCAUCGACUGGGUGAGGGAGAAGAGCAGAGACCGGGACCGCCACAGAGAGAUCACGAAGAAGAGCCGUCAGUCCACGGUGGCUCUGCUCAGAAGUAUCAGUGAUGCGUUCUCUGGGUGGCUGCUCAUGCUGCUGGUGGGACUCAUGUCAGGGGCCUUGGCGGGGGGCAUAGACAUUGCGGCUCAUUGGCUCACGGACCUCAAAGAAGGCGUGUGUCUGGUCGGGUUCUGGUUCAAUCACGAGCACUGCUGCUGGACGUCCAACGAGACCACGUUCCAGGAGAGAGACCGCUGCCCCCAGUGGCAGACGUGGGCACAGCUCAUCUCAGGACAGUCCGAGGGGGCGCUGGCCUACGUCCUGAACUACCUCAUGUACCUGUUCUGGGCUCUGGUCUUCGCCUUUUUGGCCGUGACGUUGGUCCGAGCCUUUGCUCCUUACGCCUGCGGCUCCGGGAUCCCAGAGAUUAAGACGAUCCUGAGUGGCUUCAUCAUUCGUGGUUAUCUUGGGAAGUGGACCCUGAUCACAAAGACCAUCACUCUGGUGCUGGCCGUGUCGUCUGGCCUCAGUCUGGGGAAAGAGGGCCCCCUGGUGCACGUGGCCUGCUGCUGCGCCAACAUCCUGUGCCACCUCUUCACCAAGUACCGGAAGAACGAGGCCAAACGCAGAGAGGUGUUGUCGGCGGCUGCAGCAGUGGGAGUGUCCGUGGCCUUCGGAGCGCCCAUCGGGGGAGUGCUCUUCAGUCUGGAGGAGGUCAGCUACUACUUCCCGUUGAAGACCCUCUGGAGGUCCUUCUUCGCCGCCCUGGUGGCCGCCUUCACGCUGCGCUCCAUAAACCCGUUUGGAAACAGUCGCCUGGUCCUGUUCUACGUCGAGUUCCACGCUCCAUGGCAUCUGGUGGAGCUGGCCCCCUUUGUGCUGCUGGGGAUCUUCGGCGGCCUCUGGGGGGCGCUGUUCAUACGCGCCAACAUCGCCUGGUGCAAGAGACGAAAGAGCACCCGUCUGGGGCACUACCCGGUGCUGGAGGUCCUGGUGGUCACGGCGCUCACGGCUGUCAUCGCCUUCCCCAACAGCUACACCCGGAUGAGCGGAGCAGAGCUGAUCUCAGAGCUGUUCAACGACUGCUCUCUGCUGGACUCCUCCCAGCUGUGUGGAUACAAGCAGAUGAACACAAACACGUCGGACAGUAACAGCCUGGCAGACCGUCCGGCCGGAGCUGGACUCUACACGGCUCUGUGGCAGCUGGCUCUGGCUCUGGUCUUCAAGAUGUCCAUCACAGUCAUCACCUUUGGCAUGAAGGUGCCCUCCGGUCUCUUCAUCCCCUCCAUGGCAGUGGGGGCCAUCGCCGGGCGGUUGCUAGGCGUGGCCAUGGAGCAGUUGGCGUACUUCCACCACGACUGGAUCAUCUUCAGAGGCUGGUGUUCCCCUGGAGCCGACUGCAUCACCCCGGGGCUGUACGCCAUGGUGGGAGCGGCCGCCUGCCUCGGUGGCGUCACUCGUAUGACCGUGUCUCUUGUGGUUAUCAUGUUCGAGCUGACCGGAGGACUAGAGUACAUCGUUCCUCUGAUGGCUGCGACCAUGACCAGCAAGUGGGUCGCAGACGCUUUCGGACGAGAGGGAAUCUACGAGGCUCACAUCCGGCUGAACGGGUACCCAUUCCUGGAGGCGAAAGAGGAGUUUGAGCACAACUCUCUGGCCGUGGACGUGAUGAGGCCGCGGCGGUCGGACCCUCCUCUGGCCGUGCUCACACAGGACGGGAUGAGUCUGGGGGAAGUCGAGGCCCUGGUGGAGAGCACACACUACAGCGGCUUCCCUGUGGUGGUUUCCCAGGAGUCUCAGCGUCUGGUCGGGUUGGUGUUCAGACGAGACCUGCUCAUCUCCAUCGAUAACGGUCGUAAGUGCCAAGAGGGCGUGGUCAGUGCGUCCCGCGUGGUCUUCACCGAGCACGCUCCGCCGCAGCCUCCAGAAGCUCCGCCCCCUCUGCGUCUGCGCUCCAUCAUGGACCUGAGCCCCUUCACCGUCACCGACCACACGGCCAUGGACAUCACCGUGGACAUCUUCAGGAAGCUGGGACUGCGGCAGUGUCUGGUCACGCACAACGGGAGACUUCUGGGAAUCAUCACGAAAAAAGACAUUUUAAAACACAUGGCGCAGAUUGCAGACAGAGACCCGGACUCCAUCCUGUUCAACUGA
Knipowitschia caucasica is the source of this 4986-nucleotide messenger RNA. The record is from the annotation of a GenBank genome assembly. Lineage: Eukaryota; Metazoa; Chordata; Actinopteri; Gobiiformes; Gobiidae.